Rhipicephalus sanguineus (brown dog tick) is the source of this 1082-nucleotide messenger RNA. Its product is annotated as putative nuclease HARBI1. Bases 81 to 506 code for a protein of 141 amino acids. The record is from RefSeq and is a predicted model, not a curated record. Lineage: Eukaryota; Metazoa; Arthropoda; Arachnida; Ixodida; Ixodidae. The transcript is spliced from 4 exons.
UUGUGGUCGGGUGCGUGGAUGGUACGCUCAUCGCAAUCCCGAAGCCCCAUGGCCUGAGCUCCGCGGACACGACGCAUUACAUGUCGGGGAAGGGACUCUACGCAUUCAACACCACGAUCACAUGUGAUGCCGACCUCUGGAUGUCAGUCCAUGUUUCCUGGGGUCAUGUCAUGACUAGUGGGUAUGGCGGGGGAGCCCUCUCCGUCAGCACCUGGAAGCAAAACUUCGGCUUGCUUGGAGACUCCAGCUAUACAUUAGAACCGUGGUUCCUGACACCAGUGCCCGGACGACCAGCUCGUGGCACCCCUGAUGACCACUACAACAAGGCCCACACCGCCAUGCGCAAUGUUGUGGAGUGGUGCAUCGCUGUAAGCUUGUGCACAGCUGCUCAAGCAUCAUUGCUGCUUGUGCAGCUCUGCACGACAUUGCGUUGGCGGCACAUGAGCCUGUUCUCGAAGGAAACGAUGACGACACCGACGAUGCUGACUGCUGCCAGCAGCAGCUGAGCUACCACCACCACCACCACCACAACGGGAGCCAGCAGCAGCGCAACCGUGUAGUGAACCUGUUUCGAGAACUACAGGGCCUGCAUGCUUGAGCACCUGCGCAGAGUACGCCGCCGCCUGCAACGACCUCGGCAGCAUUGCGUGGUGCCUUCCGCUGCAAUGAGGGCCCGGGCGAGGGUACCAACGCCUUGCAAUUUGUGGACCGCGUCACCGAGAAGUUGAACCUGGCGCAGCUUUCCAAUGAUGCCUGGCCCUGCCGCCUGGUGUUUGCGGCUAGUAACUCCAGCGCCUCGGCCUGCCGGUUGCCCCCAUCUCGCAGCUGCGGCAUGAGCUGGAAACCAAGAAAUGUGUUGCCAUUAUCAUCUAUAAAUUUCCUGCUACCGACUCUUCGCUGGAAGCUUCUGUUCGUGAAGAGUUUCAGUGUGUGCAACAAUUUCCUCUCUGUUGAAAAUCCACUGACCCAACGGCAUCCAUGAAUGGUGCUUGGUUCACCGCACAACCGCACCCCAAGUGCAGGGUAGCCAACCGAGCCAAAGCUUGGUUAACCUCCCUGCCUUUCCUCUUCGUAUCUCUCUC